GUCGUCUUCCUCCUCCUCGUGCACGCACCGCUGGCCACGAUGCGCGCCCCCGCUGCGUAGCAACAAGAUGGCGGUGGCCGCCGGAUCAGGCGUCAAAGUUCCCCGCAAUUUCCGGCUCCUGGAGGAGCUGGAAGAAGGUCAGAAGGGUGUGGGAGACGGCACCGUGAGCUGGGGUCUGGAGGAUGACGAGGACAUGACCUUAACACGGUGGAGAGGAGUGAUCCUCGGCCCUCCCAGGACGAGCUAUGAAAACAGGAUGUACAACCUGAAGGUAGAAUGUGGGCCAGGAUACCCAGACUCACCGCCGUUUGUCAGAUUUGUGACGAAGAUAAACUUGAAUGGCGUGCAUACAUCCAGCGGUGUGGUUGACAUGCACGCAGUGACUGCACUGGCCAAGUGGCAGAACUCCUACAGUAUUCGGAUGGUGCUGCUGGAGCUGCGACGGCUCAUGGCGUGCAAGGAAAACAUGAAGCUUCCUCAGCCACCCGAGGGCCAGAUCUACACCAUCUGAGCUUCUGCUGCUUGCUUCUACCUGCAUUUCUCUCUUUUCUUUCACCUUCCUUCUCUGUUUAGUUUUGAUAAUCUCCAUCCUUGGCGUGCAACAUUCCACCUCCUAAUAAAACACACACACAUUCGCACACUUUAACAGGUACACUUAGACCCACAUCUGCAUUAAAAACAAUAAAAACCUCAUUCCUGAACAUCAUUUCAGACCUCAGACCUCUCACUUCAUCACUGGAGCUCUGGGUGCUCGUAUCAGUUUACCCCACAUGUAGUCAUUUCAGUACCUUCCAUCUUGGCAGACUUUUAAAGUUAUUUCUCAAAAAUGCUGAUUGUACAAUAACAAACGUAAUGUGCGUUUCUUUGUGUUGCCUUUUUGUAUGAUAGAAACCAGUCAGUUAACAUCAUUUUGCAUAUAUCUCACCAAACAGUCAAGUUAAUCUAAGAUAUGAAGCCCAUUUUUAAACACAUUUCAUGCAGCAUUAAGUAGAUUUUUCUUUUGGUGUUUCCGGACAAAAAGAUAAUCUGGCUCUGCUGAUGUGCUCGCAAGAUUUGUUUUUCCCCCCUCUUUCUGUUCUUCAAAGCUUGUCAGAUGCAUAAAUGUGUAGGAUCUGUGAACAUUGUGCACCUAUACAACUGAAUCAUGUUGAGAUGUAAUGUAUGCAAACAUACUGUAGGUCUGCGUUUGUACCACGCUUGAACUGAGACGUGAAAUCAGCUACCUCUUAGGUCCGGUUUUACCUCAGAGCAGAUCCCUGACUUGUGAAACUGUCUUUGCAGCUUCAUGUGAUGUAAUCACAAGAUGUUUUACUUCCUCCAUGUUUUUCAUAAAUUUAUAUUCAUGCAUUUACGUUGCAGAUGAAUGUGUUUUCUGCUCACAGGUCAAAGGUCAGGACGGUUCAAAGGAGCAAUAUGAAAUGUUUGGUGUUCAUAUAAAUAACAUCUCCUUCUCACUUA
Molecule: messenger RNA, 1458 nt
Organism: Austrofundulus limnaeus
Lineage: Eukaryota; Metazoa; Chordata; Actinopteri; Cyprinodontiformes; Rivulidae
Product: ubiquitin-conjugating enzyme E2 variant 1
Source: RefSeq, a predicted model, not a curated record